UUCACUUCUCCCAAGCCCCCGACUGCCCAUCCUACAUGUUCUACAGGUCUCUUGGGACCCUCUUCGGCUGCCCCUCUAGGGGUCCCGAAACUCUUCAGGACGGAAAAGAGAGCUGGAUUGAAAGAUGUCUCAAUGAAAGCGAGAACAAACGCUAUUCCAGCCACACAUCUCUGGGGAAUGUGUCUAAUGAUGAAAAUGAGGAAAAAGAAAACAAUAGAGCCUCCAAGCCACACUCCACUCCUGCCACUCUGCAAUGGCUGGAGGAAAACUAUGAGAUUGCCGAAGGCGUCUGCAUCCCCCGCAGUGCCCUCUACAUGCACUACCUGGAUUUCUGUGAGAAGAAUGACACACAACCUGUCAAUGCUGCCAGCUUCGGGAAGAUCAUAAGGCAGCAGUUCCCUCAGCUAACCACCAGAAGACUCGGGACCCGAGGACAGUCAAAGUACCAUUACUAUGGGAUAGCAGUGAAGGAAAGCUCCCAGUAUUAUGAUGUGAUGUAUUCAAAGAAAGGAGCUGCCUGGGUGAGCGAGACGGGCAAGAGAGAAGUGACCAAACAGACAGUGGCAUAUUCUCCCCGGUCCAAGCUUGGGACAUUGCUGCCAGACUUUCCAAAUGUCAAAGAUCUAAAUCUGCCAGCCAGUCUUCCUGAGGAAAAGGUAUCCACCUUUAUUAUGAUGUACAGAACGCACUGUCAGAGAAUACUGGACACUGUCAUAAGAGCCAACUUUGACGAGGUUCAAAGUUUCCUUCUGCACUUUUGGCAAGGAAUGCCACCCCACAUGCUGCCCGUGCUCGGCUCCUCCACGGUGGUGAACAUCGUGGGCGUGUGUGACUCCAUCCUGUACAAGGCCAUCUCCGGGGUUCUGAUGCCCACGGUGCUGCAGGCACUGCCGGAUAGCUUAACUCAGGUGAUCAGAAAGUUUGCAAAGCAGCUGGACGAGUGGCUGAAAGUGGCUCUCCACGACCUCCCAGAAAACCUGAGAAACAUCAAAUUUGAACUAUCAAGAAGGUUUUCCCAAAUUCUGAGACGGCAAACAUCGCUGAAUCAUCUUUGCCAGGCAUCUCGAACGGUGAUCCACAGUGCAGACAUCACAUUCCAGAUGCUGGAGGACUGGAGGAAUGUGGACCUGAACAGCAUCACCAAACAAACCCUCUACACCAUGGAGGACUCCCGGGACGAGCACCGCAGACUCAUCGUCCAGUUGUACCAGGAGUUUGACCACCUGCUGGAGGAGCAGUCGCCUAUCGAGUCUUACAUAGAAUGGCUGGAUACCAUGGUAGACCGAUGCGUUGUGAAGGUGGCUGCCAAGAGACAAGGGUCCCUGAAGAAAGUAGCGCAACAGUUCCUGUUGAUGUGGUCUUGCUUUGGUACAAGGGUGAUCCGGGACAUGACCUUGCACAGUGCUCCCAGCUUUGGGUCUUUCCACCUAAUUCACUUGAUGUUUGAUGACUACGUGCUCUAUUUACUAGAGUCGCUGCAUUGUCAGGAGCGGGCCAACGAGCUCAUGCGGGCCAUGAAGGGAGAAGGAAGCAGCACUGCGGAAGUCCAGGAAGAGGUCAUCUUGACCGAGGCUACCCCACCCACCCCUUCACCAGUACCAUCAUUUUCUCCAGCAAAAUCUGCCACAUCUGUGGAGGUGCCACCUCCAUCCUCCCCUGCCAGCAACCCAUCCCCCGAGUACACUGGCCUUAGCACAACAGGAGCAAUGCAGUCAUAUACGUGGUCGCUGACAUACACAGUGACGACAGCUGCUGGGUCCCCAGCUGAGAACUCCCAACAACUUCCCUGUAUGAGGAGCACCCAUGUGCCUUCUUCUUCUGUCACACACAGGAUACCAGUCUACUCCCACAGAGAGGAGCACGGGUACACAGGAAGCUAUAACUACGGGAGCUAUGGCAACCAGCAUCCUCACCCAAUGCAGAGCCAGUAUCCAGCCCUGCCUCAUGACACGGCCAUCUCUGGGCCACUCCACUACUCCCCUUACCACAGGAGCUCUGCACAGUACCCUUUUAAUAGCCCCACUUCCAGGAUGGAACCUUGUUUGAUGAGCAGUACCCCCAGGCUGCAUCCUACCCCAGUCACUCCCCGCUGGCCAGAGGUGCCAACAGCCAACGCAUGCUACACAAGCCCGUCUGUGCAUUCCACGAGGUACGGAAACUCUAGUGACAUGUACACACCCCUGACCACGCGCAGGAAUUCUGAGUACGAGCACAUGCAACACUUUCCUGGCUUUGCUUACAUCAACGGAGAGGCCUCCACUGGAUGGGCUAAAUGACUGCUUUCAUAGGAAUCCAUAUUUAAUAUUAAUAAUUAAUAAUAAUAAACCCAAUACCCACUCUCAAGAAGACUUUAUCUCUAUACAUGAUAACUCGCGGGCUGUUCCUAAGCAUCCAUUUUCCUAAUGAACAAGAGGAUGUCAACAUGAGAUGAAUAGACUUUAGUUCAGAAACGGAACUUACUAAAAGUCACUGGGAUUGGGCUCCUGUAGCCAAGCCAGGCUUGACUGCUUCUAUAGAGCACUACUGUGGGCAGGCCAAUCUGUGCCUUUCCCCUCUGUUCCAUGACCUUGCAUGGCAACCACUCCCUGUAGGGUACUUAUUUUCUUGUUGACAAAGCUCUUUAGUCUUGAAGGAUGGAUACUGGAGCCAAAAUCUGGUUUGUGUUCUUGGAUUGGCACACCAUUUACCAAGAGCAUUUGCCUUGCCAUGUCUGUCAUCUCACUGUACAGUUACCAGCCCUCAGACAUGUUAUUCACCUCCCUACUUCCUGCUGGUGUCAUCCCUAC
Messenger RNA from Phodopus roborovskii (desert hamster), 2786 nucleotides. RefSeq names its product regulatory factor X4 (gene Rfx4). The transcript is spliced from 18 exons. Gene Ontology annotation, biological process: regulation of transcription by RNA polymerase II. NCBI's taxonomy places the organism in Eukaryota, Metazoa, Chordata, Mammalia, Rodentia, Cricetidae. Gene Ontology annotation, molecular function: DNA-binding transcription factor activity, RNA polymerase II-specific; RNA polymerase II cis-regulatory region sequence-specific DNA binding. The coding region runs from base 36 to 2276 and encodes 746 amino acids. The record is from RefSeq and is a predicted model, not a curated record.